This is a messenger RNA of Mytilinidion resinicola, 468 nucleotides long. RefSeq lists its product as uncharacterized. The record is from RefSeq and is a predicted model, not a curated record. The coding region runs from base 1 to 468 and encodes 155 amino acids. The transcript has 2 exons. Lineage: Eukaryota; Fungi; Ascomycota; Dothideomycetes; Mytilinidiales; Mytilinidiaceae.
AUGCAAUUUGCGGCUCCUAAGCCACGUCUUACUAGGGCGAGAAUCAAGGUUUCCGUUCAACAUGCUACUCCAGUGGAUUCUGCUGUUACUCUAUCCACCAAGCUCAAAAGGAGCACAUACACGAAGACACCACCAUUUCAGCACUCACCCGGACUGGUGUGGGGCAUGUGGAAACAAAUGAAAAAGGGGAACAAUCUCCAAAUAGCUGCCAUCGUGCGGCCCGUGGAUGGGUUUGAGGAUAUGUUAAUCGAAAUUCUCGAUUGGACUAGCUUUAAGGAGCGAGGAAGAAGAGAUACAAUAUCUGAAGAGUUAUCUGAGCAAUUAGAAAGCCAAUCAAUGACUCUAGACCUUUUAAAAUGUAAUAAGGAACUCUCACGACAAAAUAAGCAGCUCUUAAGAACUAAUGAGAAACUUUCACGACAAAAUAAGGAGCUCUUACGAAGUAAUGAGAAGCUUAUUCGAAGUUAG